Molecule: messenger RNA, 1302 nt
Organism: Entamoeba invadens IP1
Lineage: Eukaryota; Evosea; Mastigamoebida; Endamoebidae
Exons: 1
Coding region: 1-1302 (433 amino acids)
Biological process (GO): protein phosphorylation
Molecular function (GO): ATP binding; protein serine/threonine kinase activity
Source: RefSeq, a predicted model, not a curated record
AUGGAAAACACUGAAGAUCUUUUCAAGUCAUCACUUGAGAUUGCGCGGAAGCGAAUCGGUGACGUGAUAACCAAACGAGAAUUUGAAAAGAUCUUCAGACUUCAAAACUCAUUUUUGUCACUCUUUCGAAUGAAUGUGUUGUGCCCUUACAAACCGCUUGAGGUCUAUUUUUUCACAGAGUUUUCUGAAAACAAAACGAUAAACACAGACAUUUUCGAAUUCCACGCUGCUGUUUUUUAUUUUGUCAAAAAGAUGGGGCUUGAAAACCACUUCUCCGUUAUAUCGAUUUGUCAUAACGAGGUUGUUCGACAAACGUAUUUUUUAUCGGAGGAGAGUGGUCAAAACGAAAACAAUACAAUUUUUGAAAACCCGGAGAAACUAUUCACUGAUAGUUCAAAAACUAAAGAAUGUGGUUCCACUUAUCAAAUUUUGAAAACAGAGAUUGAGAAGUUGCGGAACGAGCCCAUCAAAUGUGGUAAUUCGUUGAUUUUUGUUGAGUGCUCGAAAUUGAGAAGUGUGGAAAGAGAAAACAUUUACGCGGUGCGGGGGUUCAGGAAUUUGUACUUUCUUGGCGCUGAAAAUGAGGAACAGCAACAUCCGGACGACAUAUUUCGAGUGCCUCCGGUUGUGCUACAGUACUUUGUCAACACCAAUUAUAAUGUACCAUUUACAUACUCGUCGGAGAACGUCGUUGUCACAAUUCCACAGGUGUCACCGCUCCCCCUAUUUUUUCCUUCAAAAACCGUGGAAUACCCAGUGGAGAUAAUAAAGGAGAAGGGACAAAUGUAUUUUGAAGUCUCGGGCGACAAAAGAAGACGGGCAGAUAUAAUUGGCACAGGGUCGUAUGACGAGGUGAUGGACUUUUACGAGGCACAAAGAAUUAUCGAAGAGCUUGUGAAGAAGUUCAAUGCGCGGUGCGCACAAUGCGGGUUUUCAAAUCAUCACGUAGAGAUGGUCCCACCUGUUGUUCUUUCGGACAACGAUAAAAACGGGUAUUGUCGGGCGAUCGCGCUUAGAGAAGCCAAAGAUGUUGUUAAUUUGGAAGACAACCAAAUCAUACAAACAUUCAUGCACUUCGUUUUUCUGGCGUCUGAGGAAACACUCAAAAUAAUAGCAAUUCGUGGCAUAAUAGCAGGCAGUCCAAUCAUCACUGACGUUGUUCUGAAGUCGACUGGCGUUGCUAAAUUCUAUUUUUGGAAGAGAGACCUCGAAAUGGGUAUCAAGCACACGUGUAACUGCUUCUGCCACGCACUCGGACUGUUCAAAAUUAAGUUGACUAGGCCUGACACUGUAUUCAAUUGA